UUGGUUCUUCUUCACUUCCCAUAUUUCCUGCAUCAGUGCCUGAUUUGUUCGAAGCUCUUGUUAGUUUGGUGUUAGCUAGGUCCAGGUCAUCCUCUCCGUUUUUGAAGCAGGAGCCACCGUGGUCUGCCGAACACACACCCUAGUUCCCACCGCCACUGCCUUCUCUUAUGCGUGUGCUGGUGUUGUAGUUAUUUUGUCAGCUUUUGAAUUUCAGCAGUCGAUUCUUGUAGUUUUGAUUGUCACGUUCACAAAUGGAUCUGUUGCUUGUGGAGAACGAUAUUCCGGGCUCUUCGCUGAGAGGAAGGAAGCCUGAUGACCUUCACGUGGCAGAACUGAAGCGCUGGCUUUCUUGCCGUGGCGCUUCACGCAAGGGAAAGAAAUCCGAACUUGUGAAGCGGGUCCACACGUACAUCGCGAAUGGGCUCGACCAAGAGCUUGUAGAUCCUGACGGCGGAGCAAACAUUGACCGCAAGCGUAAAGCCAUUGCUGAGUCUGGAGGCAGCAACACCCCUGAAGAUUUGCUGGUGCAGUAUCCGGAAGUCGGCUGGUCCAACUCCCUCCGGACAGUUCCUGAAGUUAAAUUUCCUGCGAUCUAUCAACACUUCAUGGAGAAGUCUUUGGUGGGAUCAGCUAGGAGCAGUCUGGCUACAGCCCCCUCUGAUAGUGACUUGUCCGAAUCAGAGGUAUUCAGCUCCUUCAAAGGGAUUGACAAGGGGUACAAUUUCUUUCGCUCUGGGCACGUCCAGAAGCUUGAGUUGGCUGAUGGUACGGGCUGCUCCUUUGUGCGUUGCACCGUACUUCCCUCCAUGAAGAAGUGUGAUCCCUACCGGACAAAGGUAUGCCUUCAUCCUGAUGGUAUGGUAAAGGCUGCCAUAUGCACAUGCACCGCAGGCUUGGCUGGCUGCUGCAACCAUGUCGCUGGGCUACUCUACGCACUGGAGGAGUUCGUCCGUUUCGGGUUAAAGGCUGACGACCCGACAUCUCCAACCUCUCGCCUGUGCCAGUGGAACAGACCUCGCUCGAAGAAGGUAGUACCACAGCGCGUGGCAGACAUUCGAUUGGCAAAGGCCAGUUUCUCCGGGAAGCGGACGAGUUUGAAGAGAGCGGAGUAUAACGUCAUUCCGCCCAACAAACGGAUCUUGGAUCCCGCUGAAGUUGAGAAGUUCAAGGGUGACCUGCAAGCAGCACAUGCGUCCGCCAUCAGUACUGAUAAAUCCGGCAAUGUUGCACGUUAUGGGUCGUCCACGUGGUUAACGGCACUCCAGGCAGCAGACGCCGCGGAUAGCAGCACAGACAGUGACACCACUAGUGCCUCGUCCGACUCAGGCAGUGACAUGGAGCCUCAACCUGUGGCAUCAGCUGACUCGCAGCAUGCCUUUGCAUCUUGUGACCACUUCUACCAGGCCAAGGUGGUCAUAUCGUCUGGAGAAAUAGCAGACCUUGAGAGGGCAACACGGGGGCAAAGUACCUGCCCGCGCUGGUUCGUUGAGCGCCGGCUUCGCGUCACUGCUUCUAGUGUUAAGCAGAUUAUUUCCCGGAGGAUUCCAGAUUUCACGCCAAUUGUUCGCCGAAAGUUGUGUGGAGACUUCCGCGGCAACAAGGCAACCAGGUACGGGCAGAAGAAUGAAGGAGUGGCUUUACAGGCGUACCUUGAGCGACAUCAAGAAGGUCAAGGCGGCUAUUCCUGUACCAGCUCGGGCCUUGUUGUAUGCCCAACGCAGCCCUGGCUUGCUGCUACCCCAGACGGCAUCGCGGACGACCCCACCCAUGGGAAGGGUGUCAUUGAGAUUAAAUGCCCGUACUCCACCCGAGACACCCCUCUCAAGUCUGCUUGCACCAAGCGCUCCUUCUGUCUGGAAGUGCACGGCCCUGGUGAGGAAUUGCGCCUGAAGCGACAACAUGCUUAUUACUAUCAGGUGCAGUUGCAAAUGUUUGUCACCGAGUGCUCGUGGUGUGACUUCGUUGUGUGGACACCGCAGGAACUGGUGGUGGAGCGUGUUUCGAAGGAGGACGGCUUCAUGGAGAAGUAUCUUCCAAAACUAAAGUCAUUUUAUUUUGAUCACUUGCUGCCGUCUCUUUUUGCAGAGGCAAUUUGAUAUUGGUGUUGUAACAUGAUCGAGUUCAUUUAGGUAGUCUACUGGCAAAUGGUGGUUUGCCAUGUUACUUUGUGGCAGAUGUACUCCACAAUAAUGUUAUUUUGCACCUUCCAAGGUGCACUUCCAAUGAACACCCUCCACCCACUGACAGUAGCACAGGACAUUUUGUCUUUUCGUUCCACUGGGAACGAUAUUGUCUGCAGCGGAUUCACAGGCUUGUUAUUCGGUUGAGUUGCGUGAAGGUGAAUGGUUUUAACAAUAAUUAUAAAUGCGAUGUCAAGGUCUUCGAGGACAGGCCAAUAUGUAUGCCUUGUCACAUCAAAGGAGGCUGUUCUUGUCAGACAUCAUUGCUUAUGUGUAAUAUGCAUAACAAAUUGGUGCAAAUUAAAUUCGGAAGAUGCCACUGAUCUACUGUCACGUAUAAUCACCGAUAUUAUUGCAUGUGUGUAAUACACAUAACCAUUUUGUGCAAAUUAAAUUCGGAAGAUGCCACUGAACUGCUAGCACGUACAAUCACCGAUAUUAUUGCAUGCGUGUAAUACGCAUAACCAAUUUGUCCAUAAUAAAUUCGGCAAAUGCCACUGA
Messenger RNA from Sycon ciliatum, 2681 nucleotides. RefSeq lists its product as uncharacterized. Lineage: Eukaryota; Metazoa; Porifera; Calcarea; Leucosolenida; Sycettidae. The coding region runs from base 252 to 2096 and encodes 614 amino acids. Gene Ontology annotation, molecular function: zinc ion binding. The record is from RefSeq and is a predicted model, not a curated record. The transcript has 4 exons.